AUGGAAAAAUCAAAAAAUUUCCGCAUCGAUGCGCUGCUGGCCGUGGACCCCCCGCGAGCGGCCUCCGCGCAGACCGCGCCGCUGGCCCUGGUCACGUCGCUCGCGGCCGCCGCGUCUGGCCCCGGGGGCGGCGGCGGCGGCGGCGGCGGCGGCGGGGCGGGCGGCGGCGGGGCGGGCGGCGGGGCCAGCGGCGGCUGCAGCCCCGCGUCCUCGGAGCCGCCCGCGGCGCCCGCCGACCGCCUGCACGCCGAGAGCCCCUCGCCGCCGCGCCUGCUGGCCGCGCACUGCGCGCUGUUGCCCAAGCCCGGCUUCCUGGGCGCGGGCGGCGCGGGCGGCGGCGCGGGCGGCGCGGGCGGCGGCCCCGGGGGGCCCCACCACCACGCGCACCCGGGCGCCGCCGCCGCCGCCGCCGCCGCUGCAGCCGCUGCCGCCGCCGCGGGGGGCCUGGCGCUGGGGCUGCACCCCGGGGGCGCGCAGGGCGGCGCGGGCCUCCCCGCGCAGGCCGCGCUCUACGGCCACCCGGUCUACGGCUACUCGGCGGCGGCGGCGGCGGCCGCGCUGGCUGGCCAGCACCCGGCGCUCUCCUACUCGUACCCGCAGGUGCAGGGCGCGCACCCCGCGCACCCCGCCGACCCCGUCAAGCUGGGCGCCGGCACCUUCCAGCUGGACCAGUGGCUGCGCGCGUCCACCGCGGGCAUGAUCCUGCCCAAGAUGCCCGACUUUAACUCCCAGGCGCAGUCCAACCUCCUGGGAAAGUGCCGUCGGCCCCGCACAGCCUUCACCAGCCAGCAGCUACUGGAGCUGGAACACCAGUUCAAGCUCAACAAGUACCUGUCGCGGCCCAAGCGCUUCGAGGUGGCCACCUCGCUGAUGCUCACGGAGACCCAGGUGAAGAUCUGGUUCCAGAACAGGCGGAUGAAGUGGAAACGCAGCAAAAAGGCCAAGGAGCAGGCGGCGCAGGAGGCUGAGAAGCAGAAGGGGGGUGGAGGCGCCAGCAAAGGUGGCCUCGGGGAGGACAAGGGGGACGACGAGCUGCUGGGGCCGCCGGCUGCCGGGGACAAAAGCGGCGGACGCCGCCUGCGGGACUUGAGGGACAGUGACCCUGAGGAUGACGAGGACGACGACGACGAGGACCCCUUUCCCUACAGCAACGGCACGGGAGCGCACGUCUCCUCCGACUGCUCGUCCGAGGCCGAUUCCCCGCCCCCGCGGCCCAACGCGCCCGGGCACCAGCCCCCGCCCCAGUAGGGGCCCCGCGCCCCAGGGCAGCCCCGCGGCCCCCAGGCACCAGCCUGUGUCCCAGGAGGGCCCCCCCCCCCCCCGCCCCAGGGCAGCCCCGCGGGCCCCCGCUUCGAGGCCGUGCGUCCUGGGGCAGGUUCUGGCGCUGUGCCUGUCUGCUCUCCAAGGGACCGAGAGAGAGGGAGGUCCGGCGGGUGCACCCUUGAACUCCUGUCCUUUUUAAUUUAAUUUUGGUUAGUGUUGGGGGUGCUGUUUGUCAGACGACCUGAGCGCCACCAGGGGAAGGCCCCCACUCCUCUCCACUCCUCCCCACUUCCUGAAUGGAGAAGGCCGGGACCUCUACAGUGUUGGACGACCUGGAAAACUUGAGUAUUGAAAAAGGGAAACUGUUUUGUGCUUACCUAUCUGGGGGGAACUUUAUGUCACGAGCUUUCAAACUGCUGGAAAUCUCAAAACUGUACUGUCUUUAUUUUUGUACAUUGUAUU
Prionailurus viverrinus (fishing cat) is the source of this 1725-nucleotide messenger RNA. RefSeq names its product motor neuron and pancreas homeobox 1 (gene MNX1). Gene Ontology annotation, molecular function: DNA-binding transcription factor activity, RNA polymerase II-specific; sequence-specific double-stranded DNA binding. Gene Ontology annotation, cellular component: nucleus. Gene Ontology annotation, biological process: regulation of DNA-templated transcription; neuron projection morphogenesis; central nervous system development. NCBI's taxonomy places the organism in Eukaryota, Metazoa, Chordata, Mammalia, Carnivora, Felidae. The transcript has 3 exons. The coding region runs from base 1 to 1248 and encodes 415 amino acids. The record is from RefSeq and is a predicted model, not a curated record.